Molecule: messenger RNA, 1519 nt
Organism: Echinops telfairi (small Madagascar hedgehog)
Lineage: Eukaryota; Metazoa; Chordata; Mammalia; Afrosoricida; Tenrecidae
Product: immunoglobulin-binding protein 1-like
Exons: 3
Coding region: 386-1384 (332 amino acids)
Biological process (GO): regulation of signal transduction; regulation of dephosphorylation
Cellular component (GO): cytosol
Molecular function (GO): protein phosphatase 2A binding
Source: RefSeq, a predicted model, not a curated record
UGAAGGCGGCGAGAGGGAAGGCCGCAAAGGAUUUGCACCUUGACGAACAGCCUUUCGAAAGAACCAUCAGGUUCAGAGUGGCUCUUGGUUUCAAAUCGCUGACUUGCCGUUAACAGCCCAACAUGUAACUCACUGUGCCACCAUCAGGACUCUCUUAAUUAUGUGUGUAAAGACCUUUUUUCCAAAAGAAGGUCAUCUUCAUAGCUUCCAAGCUAAAAGACUGAGUUCACCUCAUUUUCUGUUCUUGUUAGCUGACGUUGCAUUGGCCCCAUGCACGGUGGAACUAAACGCUGCCCAGUCAAGCACCAUCCCCAAGACUGGACCAUUGUAAUCUACAGGCUUUCACUGACUUGACCUUGAGAAGUACGUGAACAGCUCCCACAAGAUGGCAGCUGCCGAAGACGAACUUCAGCGGCCACGGCUCCCUGAGCUCUUCGAAACCAGUAAGCAGUUUCUGGAGGAAGUGGAAGUGGCGAUGGAACCGACUGGUUCCUGGGUAGUCCAGGAUAAGGUGCUUAAGGGACUGGACCUCCUUGAGAAGGCUGCCAAAAUGCUAUCACAGCUCGACUUGUUCAGCCCAAAUGAAGAUUUAGAAGAGAUCGCUUCCACCGACCUGAAGUACCUUUUGGUGCCAGCAUUUCAGGGAGCCCUGGCCAUGAAACAAGUCAACCCCAGCAAGCGCCUCGAUCACCUGCAGUGGGCCCGAGAGCACUUCGUAAACUACUUAGCCCAGUGCCAUCGCUGUCACGUUGCAAAGUUUGAGCUGCCCCAAACCAAGAGCAACUCGGCUGAACAUAACACUGCUCCUUCCUCCACGGCCUCCUCCAACCUCUUUGUUAGGACAUCUCAAAGACAGACUAAAAUAGGGAAAUACAGGCAGAGGAAGGAGGUGGAGCGCAGGUUAUCCGCACUCAAGUCGACUGUGGAAACUGGCCAAGCAGAUGAUGAACAUGUCCGUGCCUAUUAUCUCCUGCAGCUUCAGAGGUGGGUUAGUAUCAGUUUGGAAGAGGUUGAGAGCAUUGACCAAGAGAUAAAGAUCCUCAGAGAAAGAGCCUUCUCAAAAGAGACAUCACCUUCUCCCGCAUCUCGGCAGGACAGACCGCCGCUGAAACCCUUCAUUCUCGCUCGAGACUUGGCCCAAGCCAAGGUGUUUGGAACUGGUUAUCCGAGCCUGGCCACUGUGACAGUGGAUGACUGGUAUGAACAGCACCGGAAAUACGGAGUGUUACCAGAUCAGGGAAUUGCCAAGAUGGCAUCAGAACAGGAGGAUCGAGAACAAAAGGAGGAAGAGGAUGAUGAAAAAACAGUGCACCGAGCCCGGGAUUGGGAUGACUGGAAGGACACCCAUCCUAAGGGUUCUGGCAACAGGCAGAACAUGGGUUAAUCUUCCCAUGACAAGAUGGGACCAGAGGAACUCCCAUCUUCCCCGCCAAGGAAAGCUGUGCCGUUUUCUCCUCCCUGGGCUCCUGCUUUAGCUGUUGACGACAAAAGCUUUGUGUUCAAUAAAGUGUCAAAUGAU